Messenger RNA from Vespa crabro (European hornet), 5341 nucleotides. RefSeq names its product toll-like receptor Tollo (gene Tollo). The transcript has a single exon. NCBI's taxonomy places the organism in Eukaryota, Metazoa, Arthropoda, Insecta, Hymenoptera, Vespidae. The record is from RefSeq and is a predicted model, not a curated record. Gene Ontology annotation, molecular function: protein binding. The coding region runs from base 8 to 3736 and encodes 1242 amino acids. Gene Ontology annotation, biological process: signal transduction.
CGGAAAGAUGCGGGGUAGUCCUGCCUUCUUCGCCAUAUUACUCGGCACGAUAUUCGGCGUCCUCGGUGCGUCUCUCAGCAAGGCGUUGAGGUACAAAGCGCCGGACGAGUGCAAAUGGGUUACCGCGGGCGAUGCCGAGGAUGACGUUUCCUUGGUAUGCCGUUUGAGGACAAUCAACAGCGAACUGGAGAACACAAAUUUCAGUGUUAUACAACCCCAGCACACUGUUCGCUUACGUCUCGAAUGUAGCGACGGUCUUUUCUAUCAGAGUUCCCUAACCGCCGGUAGCUUCAGGCCGUUGGUCGAGCUCCGUGAGCUCGUUAUCGAGUAUUGCAAGAUAGGCAAUCUCUCGGACGACGCGUUCAAAGGUCUUCGAGAGUUGCGUAACUUGACCGUUAGGACGCACAAUACCGAUUGGUCCGCUAUGGCAUUGGACGUUUCGGCCGGUGCAUUCACGGACGAGCUUCGUCAAUUGGAAAAGCUCGAUCUGGGUGAAAACAAUAUAUGGAAUAUACCGGAAGGUGCUCUCUGCCCUUUGAUCAACUUGGAAAUUCUCAAUUUGACGAGGAACCGUUUGAGAGAGGUGACGAGUUUUCGCUUCAAUGCAAUCAGCAAGUGCCUUUCGAGCUUGAAAGAACUCGAUCUUAGCAACAAUAGCAUCGAGUCCCUGCCUACCGCCGCGUUCUCCGGUUUGACCAGAUUACACAGCUUGGAUCUACGGUGCAACGCCAUAGGCUUUAUGGCGGAUCGUGCUUUCGAGGGCCUCUCGUCCCUGGCCAUCUUGAAACUUGCCGACAAUCGUCUCUCCAGUUUACCCCCCGAGCUAUUCAGCGACGCGAGAAGCAUUCAAGAGAUUCAUCUUAGGAACAACACCUUGAACGUGCUACCGCCCGGUCUCUUUGGUGAACUCACGCAAUUGUUGGUGCUUGACUUGUCGCGUAACGAACUGACGGUCGAAUGGGUGAACGCCGCGACGUUCGGUGGUCUCGUAAGAUUGGUCGUAUUGGAUCUGUCGAGUAAUCGGAUAAAUCGACUGGAUCCGACUGUAUUUCGUGAUCUUUACAGUUUACAGAUAUUACGGUUACAGGAAAAUCUUUUGGAGAGUUUACCGGAGAACACCUUCUCCGCCCUUUACAAUCUUCAUACGUUACUUUUGAGUGACAACAGAUUGACCGUAAUAGAUGCAACCACUCUAAGUGGACUUUACGUAUUAAGCUUGCUCUCCCUCGACAAUAACAGAAUCCAUACGAUACAUCCGAGCUCUCUGAAGAACGCCUCGUCUCUCCAGGAUCUUCAUCUUAACGGUAAUCGACUGACAUCGGUGCCGGACGCCUUGAAAGCCACUCCCCUAUUGCGUACUCUCGACCUGGGCGAGAAUCUCAUUUCCGAGAUACCGAGUGGCACCUUCGACCACGUGGCACAACUCUAUGGUCUUCGAUUGACCGAGAAUCACAUAGGGAAUCUUACCAAGGGAAUCUUCGAUCGUAUCAAAGAAUUGAAGAUCUUGAAUUUAUCGAGAAAUCGAAUACAAUACAUCGAGCCAGGAACGUUCGAUGAGAAUCUCAAUCUCCAGGCAAUACGUCUCGAUGGGAAUCAGUUGACCGACAUUGCCGGACUCUUCACCAAUUUACCAAAUCUCGUAUGGUUGAACGUCAGUGACAACAAACUGAAGUGGUUCGAUUACGCGAUGAUACCGACGGGACUCCAGUGGCUCGACAUACAUUCGAACGAGAUACGCGAGCUAGGGAAUUACUUUGAAAUAGAGAGUCAAUUACAAUUGAGUACCUUUGACGCAAGUGAGAACAAGCUAAUGGAGAUUACGGGCAACGCGAUACCGAUGAGCGUAGAAUUGCUCUUUCUCAAUGACAAUUUAAUAUCGAAGGUGCAGAGUUAUUCAUUCUUCAAGAAACCAAAUUUGACGCGGGUCGAUCUGAAGGGCAAUCAGAUACGGAAUCUCGAGCCGUACGCGUUACGGAUCAGCGCCGUACCACCGGACAAACCAUUACCGGAGUUCUACAUCGGUGACAAUCAGUAUCUAUGCGAUUGUACGAUGGAAUGGUUGCAACGCGUAAAUCGACAAAACCAAACGCGAGUUCAACCAAGAGUGAUGGAUCUAGAAAGUAUUUACUGCAAGCUUCUUUACGAUCGCGAACACGCAUUCGUACCAUUGGUCGAAGCGUCCCAUUCCCAAUUCCUUUGCAAAUACGAAACUCAUUGUUUCGCGCUCUGUCACUGUUGCGACUUCGACGCUUGCGAUUGCGAAAUGACGUGCCCGUUGAACUGCACUUGCUAUCACGAUCAAUCCUGGUCGGCGAACGUCGUGGAUUGUUCGAACGGCGGGCACACGAACAAACUGCCCGAACAGAUACCGAUGGACGCCACUCGGCUCUACCUCGACGGUAACGAUCUUCGCGUCGUGUCCAGUCACGCUUUCAUCGGCCGUAAGAAGCUGAAAGUUCUCUUUCUGAACUCGUCCAACAUCGAGAUCGUGCAGAACAGGUCGUUCAACGGACUACGCGACCUCGAGGAUCUUCACUUGCAGGACAACAGGGUUCGUGAGUUACGGGGACACGAGUUCGAGGGAUUGGACGCUCUUAGGCAGCUACAUCUUCAACGGAAUCAGCUCGUCUCGAUCGGUAACGACACGUUCGCGCCGUUACGUUCUUUGAGAGUCCUAAGAUUGCAAAGUAACCGGCUUACGACUUUGGCGGUCUGGACGUUACCUUCGUCGAUUGAGGUCAGCCUAUCGGCUAAUCCUUGGUCCUGCGAGUGCGACUAUCUUCAGAGUUAUCGCGAAUGGAUACGCGAACCGAAUGUUCGUGUAACGGACGCUUCUGAGUUACGUUGCGUUUACAACGUCACGGAGUUCGAAGCCUUCGGCGACGAGACAUUUACCGACGACGAGUUUGGCUUCUCCGUAACGGCAAACGAUCGUGACACGAACGUUAAUGGGAGUGCCAGUUCCUCGUGUACCGGUGCGGUUCCUAUAGACAACGAAGUGCAUAGAAAUUAUACGAAGACCAUCAUUGAGAAACAAGUAUUACAGGACUAUUUGCCGCUUUUAGUUGCAACCCUGGCCAGUUCCUUGGUUAUAAUGUUACUAUGUAUGCUAGCAUUUAUAUUUCGUCAAGAACUUCGGGUGUGGUUUCAUUCGCGUUUCGGCGUACGAAUCUUCUAUAGAAAUCACGAGGUCGAUCGAGAUGAUAGGGAUAAACUCUUCGACGCAUUCGUUAGCUACAGCUCGAAGGACGAGGCAUUCGUAGCGGAAGAAUUGGCACCGGUAUUGGAGAUGGGAAAUCCUUCCUAUAAACUUUGUCUUCAUUAUCGUGACUUUCCUGUCGGAAGUUUCAUAGCCGAUACGAUCGUACAAGCGGUCGAAUCAUCAAGAAGAACUAUCAUGGUACUCUCUGAGAACUUUAUUAAAUCCGAGUGGUGUCGUUUCGAUUUUAAAUCGGCCCAUCAUCAAGUAUUGAGGGAUCGAAGACGUAGGUUGAUCCUAGUACUCGUUGGUGACGUUCAUCAGCGUGAUCUAGAUCCAGAUAUACGUUUGUACUUAAAGACAAACACUUAUCUCCAAUGGGGCGAUAAGCUCUUUUGGGAAAAGCUCAGAUUCGCGUUGCCUGACGUUCCCAAUAAUCAAAGGACCACUCAAAGGAAUAGACAACCGCCGCCUGUCCGACGGCAGCACAACAAUAGGACGUCCAAUGGAUCGCGCACGGUCUCCGUACAUAUAUAAACUUCGACGAUUAAUAAUUAUACUGUUAUCGACUUCGUAGUGUCUUAGUGCGACUAAGUGACAAUCGUCGAUAAUAUCGAUUCUGUGGUUCUCUUUUUUCUCCCUCUUCUUUUUCUUUUUUUUUUCUUCUUCUUCUUCUUCUUCUUCUUCUCUUGUGUGUGCAAUAGAGAGUGUAAAUAUAAAUGAUCAAAGGAGCAAGCUGUAGAAACGAUUAACAUUAUAUAAAUAUAAAUAUAAAUAUAAAUAUAUAAAUAUAUAUAUAUAUAUAUAUGCGAUAUAUAAAUAAUAUACGAACGAGGAGAAUGUGCUUAGCACAAAUCGUUUGUUGUUAUUGUACAUAGGAUGUGAGAGUUGAAUCUCGGUGCUUCUUCCGUCGUUAAUGAAAGAGAGUGAGAGAGAGAAAGAGAGAGAUGUGAGAUGAAAAGAGAAAGAAAGCUCUUGUUUGUAAUGUUCGUGAAUGAGUCCGGUGUGUAUGUGUGUAUGUGAGAGAAAGAAAGAGAAAGAUAUCAUUGAUAGUUAGAUUAAAGUCACGUUGUACAUAUGUUCGUAGUUAUCUUUCGUGAUUUACAAAGUUCGACUUUGCGAUCGAUCGAUCGAUCUCAAAAGCCGAAUUGAUCCCCCUCUUCCUACCCUCAGCCUCAUUUACUUACUACUACCGAGAGAUCGACGCCAUUUAAAUCGAUGGUUCUUUUCUAUUUUCUUUUCUUUUUUUUUUAAUUUUUUUUUCUUUUUUUUUUUUUUUUUCGUAUUGUUUCUCUUUCCUUUGCGCGUCCGCCCGCGAGUCAUGUAUCAUAAUACGUAUGCAAGUGUGAGUACUUUUUGCAUGCGUUCCUUUCUUUUCUUGUUUCUUGUUCUUUUCUUUUUUUAUUUCUCCUUUUUGUUUUUCUUACUUUCUUUCUUUCUUUCUUUCUUUCUUUCUUCCUUCCUCGCGCGCGGCACGAUUUUAAAUAAAUGAAAACGAUUUAUACACGACGAGAAUCGAUUUUUCGUCGAGCUGCGCGGUGAUACCACUUCCUAAAAACAGUAGCUAUAAUAAUGAUGUUUAGUAAUAAUAGUUUUAGUAAGAUUUAAUUUGUGUAUUUAAAAUUUACGCGCAUCGCAAUGGAACGUGUCGGUGAUAAAUAAAAAAAAAAAAAAAAUUGAAUAAAUAAAUGAAUGAGUGAGUGAAUAAAUGAAAGAACGAACGAAUAAAUGAAUGAAUGUGAAUUAAUGAAUGAAUGAACGAUUGAAUAAAAAAAUAAAUAAAUAGAUAAAUGAAAGACGAAAGCGAUUUAAUUUAAGAAAACAAAAAGAGAAAAAGAAACGAAAAGAAAAGACGAAUAUGAAAAACAAUUUGUAAAGUACCGUAAACGUGACCAUCACAAAGAAAUCCUUAUUUAUUUCGUUUUCUUUCUUUAUCCUAUUUUCUGUUCUUUUCUCUUCUUCUCUCUCUCUCUCUCUCUCUCUCUCUCUCUUUCUCUCUCUUUGUUUCGAAUGUUUAGAAAGAAAUUUUCAACGAAACAAAUUUGCAUUGCUUUAGAAAAAUAAAAAUGCGAGAGACGACGAGACGACAGGUUCGACGAGAAAACUUCGAAAUUCGAUCAGCCUCGUUAUCGUUAGACGAAU